AGAGGCGUCUAAUGCUCGCCCCAGACUGUGUCUGCGCAUGCGCGGCGGCCGCGGAACCCGUUUGAAUGGCUUUCAUCGGCGCAUCAGAAGCAGGGAUGGGGGACUGGAGCAGGGUCCACAAUCACACAGGUCAGUGCUCUCCGCUGCCGUCUCCCGCGGUCGGGACUCUGAGGCUGGUGUCCGGGGAUGGGACGAGCGUGGGCAGCGUGAUGAGCCUGCAGUGCCCCUUCAGACACCGAGCGGUCAGCGGCAGCCAGAUGUCCUGCGUCUGGAGCAGCAACAAGACCCACUGGAGCGGCGGGACACCCGAGUGCAAGCCUUUGUCUCGCUUCGAGGACGGCGGCUUUCGUUUAGCUCUUCUGCUGUCCUUCAUCAGCCUAGGCAUCAUUCUCAUCAUGAGCCUCAUCUUCAUCACCUACUGCCUGCUGAGACACGUGAAGCGCGAGGAGAGGAGAAACCAAGAGAGGGCAAGAAAAAGUGGAGCUUCAGAGUUCUGGCAACAAAUAGACGUUGAGGGUGUGGAGAUGGAGAGAGAGGUGCAACACAGUCAGAAAACCACAAACCACAACAACAACAACAACAGCGGCAGAGGAGAGAGAACGUGCCUCUACAGUCACGGAGAACGUCCCUGCAGGUGUCUUCAUCAAGGGAGCAUCCAUCCGUCCCAGUUCUCUCUGACACCCGCCGACUACCUCACAAACACACACACGGGUCCCGUCGGCGGCCCCGGUCCCGCCGCGGGGGACAGACACGUCUUCCGGCCGCUUCACGACCCGCUCUGGACCCGAGCGCACCUCUACAGCCCUCGUCCACCGCCUGGCCAGACGAUGUCUGUCUGAGCAGCUGCUGAAGACCUCCACUGAGAACUGGGGUUUUGUUGUUAGGUCUUUUUGGACGAUUGUGCUAAUCAUUUAACAUGCUAUUGCACCUGAUACCGUGAGUAACUGAGCUGGAUGUUUACAUGCAGUGUGUCUCAUUCCCUUGAAGAAAGCAGGAGGACAGGGCCAUGUCUUAAAGGACCCCGAUGCUUGAUGCUGUCCGUAAGACAGACAACAGAAAGACAGCAGCACAAGUAUUUUCACCUAAGGUCUAUUUUAAAUAUUUUCAAAUCAACCAGCUCAGAAUUCUCUCAUUUAGGAAAUUGCGUAUAUAUGCUUUAUCGAUGCACACUUGAAAUGAUCAUUAUAUCCUCAUGGAAACAAAGUCUCAACCUUUAUUUUUGUACACAAACUAAAAACCAAAGCAUGCUUUAAAAUGUUGAGAUGUCCCAUGUUGGUGCCUCGUGAAUAAAAACUGAAUACCACGCUAAA
Messenger RNA from Puntigrus tetrazona (Sumatra barb), 1310 nucleotides. RefSeq names its product sushi domain-containing protein 3 (gene susd3). Gene Ontology annotation, cellular component: plasma membrane. The transcript is spliced from 5 exons. Lineage: Eukaryota; Metazoa; Chordata; Actinopteri; Cypriniformes; Cyprinidae. Bases 66 to 839 code for a protein of 257 amino acids. The record is from RefSeq and is a predicted model, not a curated record.